AUGGCUGCAAAUUUGGGAUCAUUGAGGCAGAGCUUCGUGGAGAAAAGCAAAGAGAGAUUGCUCUCUCGAAAAUACUACUCAGAUGAUGAUUCUUUUAUCAUCCGCGAAGGAUUAUUGCGCCGUCUGUACCGGAUCACGAGCGAGAGGUUCUCGAGGUGGUGGAGCCACGUGAAGGGGACCGCGAUCAGCGCCUACGAGAUGGGUAGAUCCGACCCGAGAAAGGUUAUUUUCGCGGCUAAGAUGGGCGCGGCCUUGUCUCUGGUCUCGGUGCUGAUUUUCUUCAAGGAGCCCUUGAGUUAUAUCGGGCAGUAUUCUAUCUGGGCUAUUCUCACUGUUGUCGUUGUGUUCGAGUUUAGCAUUGGGGCAACCUUAAAUAAAGGGUUUAAUCGAGCAUUAGGGACAUUAUCUGCUGGGGCAUUAGCUCUAGGGAUUGCAGAAUUGUCUAAAAUGGCUGGGGAACUCCAAGAAGUUGUGAUUGUUUUCAGCAUAUUCAUUGCAGGCAAGAUUACUCUUUUUACUAUUAGCCACUUGAAAUUAUAUCCGGCCAUGAAGCAGUAUGAGUACGGUUUUCGGGUUUUCCUGUUGACUUUUUGUAUAGUUCUUGUGUCCGGGACUUCACAUUUCGUUCAGACAGCUGUUUCUAGAUUGCUGCUAAUCGCAGUUGGGGCCGCUGUUUGUUUGCUCAUAAAUGUUUGUAUUUAUCCCAUUUGGGCUGGCGAGGAUUUGCAUAAACUCGUGGUGAAAAAUUUCAAGGGUGUCGCCACUUCUCUUGAAGAAUACACGAGAAUUCCUUCGAAGAUAUUACUUUAUCAGGCUUCAGAUGAUCCUCUGUACAAGGGAUACAGAACCGCAGUCGAGUCCACCAGCCAAGAAGAGUCUUUGUUAGGUUUUGCCAUUUGGGAACCACCUCACGGUCGUUACAAGAUGUUCAAUUAUCCGUGGAGUGAGUAUGUUAAAGUUAGUGGUGCCCUUAGGCAUUGUGCGUUUAUGGUGAUGGCAAUGCACGGAAGUAUACUUUCAGAAAUCCAGGCGUCAUCCGAGCUAAGGCAAGUCUUCAAAGAAGGCAUCCAAAGAGUCGGUACUGAGGGCGCAAAGGUCCUCCGCCAGCUAGGCGAAAAAGUCGAGAAAAUGGAAAAACUCUCCCCCACACAAGACCUCCUUCAAGAGGUCCACGAUGCAGCAGAGGAUCUCCAAAUGAUGAUCGACCAAAAAUCCUACCUUUUAGUAAAUGCCGAAAAUUGGGAGAACGAUAAAAGACCUGAGAAAUUCGCGGAUCCCGAGUUACUCCAAGAGCUCAAGGACAACGAGCAGAGCAAACAACAACAGCAAACCAUGAUAAACUCACUAAGCGAAUCGGUUCCUAACCUUAAAUUCCCCACAAACACAAAUAACGCGAGCGUGGUAAAUUUGUCGGUUUCACAGUGGGGCUCGGGAGAUGAUGUUUUGAGGCAACAAACAAUGUGGCCCUCGAGGCUUUCGCUCAUUGGAGAAACUAUUCUAAACGAGCGUGAGGUGAGAACGUACGAGAGUGCGAGUGCUCUAUCGCUUGCGACUUUUACUUCUUUGUUGAUUGAGUUUGUGGCGAGGUUGCAGAAUCUUGUGAACUCGUUUGAGGAGAUGAGUGAGAAGGCGAGGUUUCGAGAGGCGGUCGGGGGCUCGAGUGAGGCGAAACAGGAGAGUGGGGUGUGGACCCGGGUGUUGAGAACCGUGUGUUGCAAGGGCUAGUGACGUCAAGAUUUUGUUUAUUAUUAUUAUUAUU
Messenger RNA from Striga asiatica, 1759 nucleotides. The record is from the annotation of a GenBank genome assembly. NCBI's taxonomy places the organism in Eukaryota, Viridiplantae, Streptophyta, Magnoliopsida, Lamiales, Orobanchaceae.